Molecule: messenger RNA, 357 nt
Organism: Lactuca virosa
Lineage: Eukaryota; Viridiplantae; Streptophyta; Magnoliopsida; Asterales; Asteraceae
Source: the annotation of a GenBank genome assembly
AUGGGACACUAUGCGGAAGAAUGGAAGAUAUAUGAUCGUUUAAUGAGGCUAGAAUCCAACAUUUCAUAUGAUAGCAUGAGAAAAAUAAUCAUAGCAUCACUGGAGUGGUGGGAGGAGAAAAUAAAGGGAGGAGAUAAAGAAUAUGCUAAGUUUAGGGAUAAAAAUUUGAAGAUAUAUGAAACAUAUUACGAGAAGUUAUUUCGGGAUUCUGUUGCUAUAGGGGCACACAUGAACGAACCCAUCGACUUUGAAGAAACUAACACCAACCAUCACCAUACCUGUUGUGAAUCAGAUUUCAAGAUCAGACCUGACCUUCUGGGUGAACGAUUCAAGCGAUUCAAAGAGAAGGGGAUGUAA